Molecule: messenger RNA, 1128 nt
Organism: Chelonus insularis
Lineage: Eukaryota; Metazoa; Arthropoda; Insecta; Hymenoptera; Braconidae
Gene: TBC1d7
Product: TBC1 domain family member 7
Exons: 5
Coding region: 99-1016 (305 amino acids)
Biological process (GO): negative regulation of TOR signaling; activation of GTPase activity
Molecular function (GO): GTPase activator activity
Source: RefSeq, a predicted model, not a curated record
UAGAGGUUGAGUAUUUUUGUGUUUAUUUGUUUGAUAGUAAUUAUAUUUAAUUAUUAUCAUAGUAUUUAUUAAUUGUCAUUAAAUUAGACAUAGAGAUCAUGACAGAUGAACGUAAUUUUCGUUCUUCUUACUAUGAAAAAGUAGGCUUUCGAAGUGUUGAAGAAAAAAAAUCAUUAGAAAUAUUAUUAAAAGAACGACCAUUUGACAAGGCGAAAUUAAAACAAUUUUGUCUUCGAUUUACUGUACCUGCAAUACAUAGAAAUUUUUUAUGGAAGAUAUUACUUGGAAUAACUCCAAUUUAUCCAGAAAGUCAUGAAUUUGUUACUAAGCAAAGAAAAAAAGAGUUUAACGAUUUAAAAAAUGCACUAAAAGUUACAAGAAUUAUUGAUGAAAAUGCAAAAUCGCAUCAAAUUUUAUUAACAAUGUGGUUAUUAAGAACACGUCGAGUUAAGAUGGAUAUUAAUGCUCAAUUGGAUACACCUCUAUUGAGAGCAAUGAGCAGGAUGUCUGAAAGUCUUUGGCAUAUCAUGGAGGGCGAUGGCGAAUAUGAAAAUAUGAUAGAUAUUUAUUGGUUACUUGAUGGAUUUUUGGAUCACGUAGAAAAAUUUCAUAAUGAUGGAAGGUUAAUAGAAUGUACUUCCACACUUCUUGAGAAAGAAGAUCCUUGUCUUUAUAAACAUUUAUUAAAAUUUGAAACUUUCAAUCACAUUCCGUUUGAUCGAUGGUUUGGAUCGUGUUUUGCUGGAACGAUAAGUGAUAGAUCUCUCCCAAAAAUUUGGGAUAAAAUUGCAGUUGGAGCUUACAAAAUUUUGGCGUUUAUUGCUGCCGUUAUUUUCAUGACUCUUAGGAGACUGCUUUUAAAUUGUGACAACAUAAAUCGUGUUUUAGAAACUAUUUCAAAUAUAAACGAAGAAACAUCUGAAGUAAUAGUCAAUAAAGCAAUUGAAUUAUGGCAACAAAGCGGAUCAGGACUUGUGACAAUGUCACCUAAUACAAUUUGCACUUUAAAUACGUGACUGAGUUUAAAAUCAAGUUUCCAUAGCUAAUAAUUCAGGGUUCAAAUAAUUUUUAUACUAAUUGAAUUUGUAAAUAAAUAAGAUAAUUAUAAGGAUGAAAAAUGACUAAUAA